Xylaria bambusicola is the source of this 1983-nucleotide messenger RNA. RefSeq lists its product as uncharacterized. Bases 322 to 1707 code for a protein of 461 amino acids. The record is from RefSeq and is a predicted model, not a curated record. The transcript has a single exon. Lineage: Eukaryota; Fungi; Ascomycota; Sordariomycetes; Xylariales; Xylariaceae.
CGAAGAAGGCCACGAAGAGCACUACGUCCUGUAACAACACCGCCAUGGUUCCAUCUGCAACAUUACCGAUUUAUUUGAAGCGCGUCUUUUAGAAUUUUAUAAGCCUUCGCAUUACAUCUACUCAGAUGCAUAUGGCAAACAUGUUAUUGCUCCGCUGCUUUAUAAAAGCCUAUCUUGCUCGCAGGUGUAUUGCUCAUGAGAUAAUUGUUGAACAUCGAAGAUAAGUUCUAUCAUCUUUCAGACAUAUACAAACAACCACAGCCAGCAAAUCCUCCAAUUCAAACACAUCAUAUCCGUCUAGAAGCACGCUUCGGUAUCAAGAUGGGCUCAUAUCGACCCGUCUACUACGGUUCCGAAUGCGAAUACCCCCGGUUUCCCAACCGGAGAUGGGGCUCAUGUAUCUGGGUCUUCGUCGUCGUCUUCUUCGCAGCGGCAUUCCUCGUGUCUCUCGGCGGUAUAGCCGCGAACAUCUUUCUAAUCAUCAAGUUCAUCGCGACAGACACCACAAACUUCUCGUCUCAAGCCCCUGAAUUCCCAUUGUACAAAAACAGUCGGUUUGAAGAAUGCUCCUCGUUGGUUCCGGACGCGGCGAACUGCACUGCCAUCAUGGAUAUAAUCAGCCAUACAUCAUACCCGCUUGACCAAGACUAUCUUCGCCGUGGAUACAUCCCCAUCAGCACGGCGUGGCGGGGUGUAAACGGGACUUAUUUCGACUGGUGCACGGCAGCGAGCUGUUUCAACGGAUACACAGUUAUACCAUCCACUGCGCGGCCCGGCGUCAUCGGCUUGACGACCUUCGGGAUAUGGACCAACGUCAACAUCCUCACGCUGAAAUAUCUCUUCGCCUUCUUGAAGCGGAACUGGGCUUUGUACAGAUCCGAUGAUCGUGGAUGUAAGGGUGGUAUUAGGGAGAUCGGCCUUAUCGAUUGGGUACUGCUCCUUUCCACCGCGGGAGGCGAAAUCAUUUGGUGGUGGGUGGACUACAUCGAGUUCGUCCAGAAUCCGAUCCCAAACACCACGUUGUCGAUAUAUGCGUGGGCCGCAACGUGGCUCUUAGCCUCUAUCAUCCAUUACCAUCCGUAUUCGUGUGUGCUCGACAGGUCCCCAGUCCUCAAAAGAGUGUUGUCGUGGGUCCUCGCUCUUCUCACCGUGGCUCAAUGGGCUGCCACAAUCCACGUACUGGCUGUCGGUCGGAGGUACACUCUCGAGACGUUGGGUAUAUACCAGGGCUACGACUGUGUUGAGAGCAUGGUGACGGGCACGGCGCAGUGCUCGGCCCAGAGACUGUGCUCCGAUGCGCCCCUUCUGGGUAACAUGCCUUUCUACUGGGAUUUUCUGGAACACAUGAUAAGCCAAGGCAGUGUUGCUCUAUUCGUGAUCCUUUCUCUAGUUGCGAUACAGCCCUUCGUCUUGGCCACUUGGCGGUAUUAUAUUGGAGGAGCUUAUAGCUGGUCUGAGCUGUUCAAAAGGGUUGAUAUCGGACCUAUCGCUGGUCCUGCGACUGCUAGUAUCUUUGGGGCCUUCUUUACGGGUAUUGCUGCCAGCGUCGGCGUAUACCUCCUAACUCACACUGAUCGUGAGGCACCCAUAGUUGCAAGCCCCUAUUGUAACGCAGUGCAUGUCGGUCUAAGUACUUGGAGGUAUUAUCUGGAUUUGGACCCGAACAGCAGAGCUCUGAGAAUUGUGAAGGCAUUCUUCAAUGCGUAAACAUUCAUAGGUCAUAUGGACAAUAUUCGAGUUUCGCGAGCAACCAGGGCUCCUCAGGCAAAACGAACAUCUCCGUUCGACAACCUUUUCCAUUUUCCUUCAACACUUACACACCGCCUAGGUGUUUGCACAUGUAGUGAUACCUUGGUCGAGGUAGAACUUACAAGACAGUAUUGGAUUACCUUUUAAGCAUUGGUUCAAUUUGUAUCAUUUAAAGAUGCUAUUUAGUUGGUUAGUAUAACUCCUGUAUUAUUUGAAAAAGUAUUGCAAAAAUAC